AUGACGAACAAGACGAACUAUUUACCAUGUACAGCAUUGACACGGUGCAUACUAGCUACCUGGCUGCACAGAGCCGAGUUCAGUCAGUACACUCAAUUCGUGGCGCUCCUGCAGCGCGCUGAAGAUGCAUGGGCACAGAAGAUUCAACAGAUAGGUUGUGUGGUCACGGAAGAGAAGUUGGGACGCGUGUCGCUGGAUGAAAUAGAGGGGCAAGUCGAUGAGCAGGAUGUACUGCUGGUGAAUACCGUUCACACGGUGUUUGCAAACUACGCUGCAGCGCAAUGUCGAGUCCGCCAGUACACCCACUUCCUGACGAUCUUAAAGCGCGAGGAAGACGCAUGGCUUCAAAGAUUUCAGAAGGCAUGUUCUGUGAUGCUGGGUUAUGAGCCUGCAAGUUUAUCUCAUUACUUCAUCGUACUCAUCCGGAUAUUCUCCAUCCCAUAG
Suillus discolor is the source of this 444-nucleotide messenger RNA. RefSeq lists its product as uncharacterized. NCBI's taxonomy places the organism in Eukaryota, Fungi, Basidiomycota, Agaricomycetes, Boletales, Suillaceae. Bases 1 to 444 code for a protein of 147 amino acids. The transcript has 2 exons. The record is from RefSeq and is a predicted model, not a curated record.